AUGGAAUUUUGUGAGAUUUUAUCCUGUUGCGAGGAUGCUGCCGUUCGGCAGAAUGUCUGUACAUUAGUGGGAUUUUUACUCAAAGAGGAUACUAGCAGUAAUAGUGUCGAAGAAAGAGCUAUGCCUAUUGAUAUCAAGCGGAAGUUAUACUCCAUCCUAUUAGAACGACAACUUGAUAAGAUGACUGCUGUUCGCGCUGAAGUUAUCCAGUCCGUUGCAGACAUUCAGGAUGACGAAAUUCCUAACGAUUUUGUGGAAGCUCUUGAUCGAAGCCCUAAAGAUAUAAUUUUGAUGGGAUUUCGCGACGUAGCUGCCGAUUGUCGACUAACCGCUGUGUUUGCUCUUCGUGUCGUAACGCAGUCACAUGCAGAUUACCUCAUCGAACUUGCUUCUGGUGAUUCAAACAGCAAGGUUCGUGUCGCAGCCAUACGGCAGUUGGCUCGGCUUCCGUUAACGUUUAUGACAGAGCAGCAGCGAAUGGACUUGCUUCGAGGAGUGCUUUUCACUGAUGAGCCAUCUGUGAUGGACGCGGCAUUCUCUUUGUUGAUUCCGGAAUGGAUUUCCUUCAUUCAUCGAGUGCAGGAGCGAGCGAACAAAAGAAGAUCUAGGGGAGAUCACGUCACAGAGGAAGAAACAGUGCCUGAGAUCAGGAUCAGUUGGUUUUCACUACAACUUUUUUCACAUUUGCGCCAAUCGCAUGAAAUUUUCAAAGGAUUUCUGUAA
This is a messenger RNA of Cooperia oncophora, 723 nucleotides long. Lineage: Eukaryota; Metazoa; Nematoda; Chromadorea; Rhabditida; Trichostrongylidae. The record is from the annotation of a GenBank genome assembly.